Molecule: messenger RNA, 1523 nt
Organism: Dermacentor silvarum
Lineage: Eukaryota; Metazoa; Arthropoda; Arachnida; Ixodida; Ixodidae
Exons: 3
Coding region: 37-1395 (452 amino acids)
Molecular function (GO): monocarboxylic acid transmembrane transporter activity
Source: RefSeq, a predicted model, not a curated record
GGCGUGGCGUCGACGUCCAUUGUCCCAACUGUACUGAUGGUGCAUCACUUCGACAAGUACCGAGCAACAGCACUGGCCCUCGUCAGCGGAUCAGUCGACGUCUCCGGCAUGAUGACUCCUUCGCUAGUUCAGCUCUUCAUCGACAAGUACGGCUUCUCGGGCUGCCUCCUUCUGCUGGGUGGCCUCUCUCUCAACCUCUUCAUAGCCUGCAUAUUUCUGAAGCGGCCGCGAAAGGAGCCGGAUGACGGCACCGGUGAGACCGGAGCUGACGCGUGCACGGAAGGUGAAACCGUCAAAGCACCGGGCGAAGCAACAUCGGCGGCUGAGCGUCUCGAGUUGAAGGAGCCGGGAAGCGGGCGCGGAGACCACUCCCUUGGAGAGGGCGGUGCGGCAAUUCCCAUGUGGCAGCCCAGUCGGGGAGAUGUGAGAGCGUGGCUCAGGAACACGGUAUCCCUCGCCAUGGUUCACGUACGGCCGUCGCAGAACCGCCACGGCGACGUCGACGCGCGCACCGUCGAAGAAUCGCCUGCUAAGACUAUGCACGCCAAGGCCGACAUGGUUAACCGAGUCUCCUCGCUCAAGCUCUACAAAAAGUUCAACGAAAGUGCAGUCAGCGGCAGCGUCGAGAUUGCCGGCUUCAAGUCCGACAAAGAAGGCGUUCAACUUGAGAAAGCCUCUGACUCUCCAGGGAUUGAAGAACACCACGAAAUUUCGCCCGAGAGGGACGUCGGCGACCAAGACAGGAGCAAAGGCGCCGUGGGGGGAACCUUCGGGUUCGUGCACAAGCUUCGGGCGGUGUCCACCGGGUACAUCUGGAUGGUGUGCAUGUCCAAAGGGGCGUCCAACUUCUCCUCCUACACGUUCGGCCUGGUGAUCGUGGACUACGCACACGAGAGCGGAGUGCUAGGCCAGAGGGCCGCCCUGUUGCCGGCACUCUUCUCAUUGGGCUGCCUCGUGGCGACCUUGACGACGGGACCCGCCGUCGACCGCUCAUGGGUCUCCAAGUACUCAGCCAUGAUGCUCAGCUGCGUCAUCCAGACUUGCGCCCUAACUGCCUCGAGCGUGUGGAGGUCCUUCCCGGUGCUCGCCCUGUGCGCAUUUCUGGGGGGCGUCGGGCGCGGCGUCCGUUGCUUCCUGUUUCCCGUUCUGAUCUCGGACCGCUGCUCACUGGACGACCUUCCUGCCGCUCUGUCCUAUCAUGAACGCCGCGUGCAGCGUCGCUCUGUUUCUCAGGACUCCGGUCAUCGGCUUCAUGCGGGACAGCAGCGGAACGUACGCGACGCUUCUAAUGUGUCUAGCAGGCAUCAAUGUCUUCCAACUAGUGGUCUGGUUCAUUUACACUUCCGUGACGAGGUGUUACUCGAGAUGAGACGGAAACUCUGGAGGCUGGGGUGAGAUUCGUGAGAAAAUCUCAAGCAAGGUGGUUCAUGAAAAGCCCCAGUUUCUUCAACGGCAUCGGUUGAUCGACGAAAACUUUCAUAAUGCCGUCACUGAGCCCGCUUCAACUGUCUCGUAAUAAACAC